Molecule: messenger RNA, 2383 nt
Organism: Cydia amplana
Lineage: Eukaryota; Metazoa; Arthropoda; Insecta; Lepidoptera; Tortricidae
Product: dynein intermediate chain 2, ciliary
Exons: 18
Coding region: 16-2301 (761 amino acids)
Biological process (GO): cilium movement; outer dynein arm assembly
Cellular component (GO): outer dynein arm
Molecular function (GO): dynein heavy chain binding; dynein light chain binding
Source: RefSeq, a predicted model, not a curated record
CCUACUCCACCAGGAAUGAGUAAGCAGGGCUCGGUAAAGUUGCCAGACCUCUGGCGAAAUAAGUCCAAGGAGAAAUCUCUUGGGAUGCUACUAAAGCGUCUUACUAAAGAAGCGCAGAAGUCGAAGGGCAACUUGACAGAGGGAGAUGACGCUUUAGAUUGGCUGAAGCCGCGUACACUUAUCAAACCUGACGACCAGGAGGACAUUCCGGAAGGAGACCUUGACGAAGAUGUCGGUCGGGUCCUGACACAGAUCAACCCGCAGUGGGUCGCGGAUGAGGUCGCGUACCACUACGGAAAGGCCCUGUUCACCUAUAAACCUAAGCCAACGUUCGGGAAGGCGUACCCACUGUUCGUCUACCAGGGCACCGCCAUUCGUAAGGAUUCCGACGAAGCUAAAGCACAAAUUGCUGCCGGUUACGGUAAGGUGAGUUUCGACGACGCGGGGCCAAAGCGCGUGAAGGUGAAAAAGACGGCGGAGGACGCGGAGGACGAGGAGGAACCAGAACCAGAGGCGCCGCCGCCCGCCGUCGAGGAGGCCAAAGCGGAAGAGGAGCAAAAGCCGGAGGAAGAAAAGGCAGCGGCGGACCAGGGUCCAGAAGUGGCUGAGGGCGAGCAGCAAGAAGGAAACGCCGCUGACGAGGCCGAACCGGAAGAGACCGAGGAAAAGGGCGGGGGCGGCGCACCACCCGCAGGAGACGACGAGAUUGUCAUCAGGCCUCGUGUCAAGAAGCUCGCCAACCAGUUCAACUUCUGUGAGAGGGCUGCUCUCACAUUCAACAACCCUCGGCGUUCAGUGGAAACUCAAACGAUACCACCGUCGCGAGCGAACUUCAGCAGCGUGGCCCUACAGAGCAUCAUAUUCGACUUCUACCAACAGGACUAUGCCAGGAAACUGAAAGAGAAGGAAGAUGAAAAACCUAAGAGAUUGCGAAAGAAAGCGGCCAAGCAUGCGAAGUCCGCGCAACAGAUUCACGACGAGCAACUCGCACAGCGCGUGCGCGAGGCUUGGUCCGUGCUCGAGCGGCUGGUCAACCAGAACAUCUAUGACGAUAUUGCUCAAGACUACCGAUAUUGGGAUGACCCGUCGGACGAGUUCCGUGAAGGCAUGGGCUCUCUGCUGCCGCUUUGGAAGUUCCAAUACGAACCUAUGCGCAGCCACGCAGUCUGUGACGUCGCCUGGAACCCGCAUUAUCAAGAUUUGUUCGCUGUCGCAUAUGGAUCGUUGGAUUUUACCAACCAACAAAAGGAGGGAUGCCUGUGCCUGUACAGCAUCAAGAACCCGGCAUACCCCGAGUACGCGGUCGUUACCGAAUCCCCGCUCAUAUGCCUCGAUGUCUACCAUGAGACUCCUUACCUUAUUUGCGUUGGCCGCUACGACGGUAACGUGUGCGUUUACAACGCUCAGUUGACAUUGGAGUCUUCUUACCAGUACAAAUCGGACUCCGUCAAAGAUAAACACACCAGUAUUGUAUGGGAGAUCCGCUGGGGUCCCCGCCUGAUCGACGGCGAGGCCUCCUUCUUCUCUAUAUCCGGCGAUGGUCGCGUGGUGCAAUGGGCGGUGAUGCCGGGCGAGCUGCAGGCCACGACCAUCAUCACGCUGCAGUCGCCCGUGGCCCCCAUCCCUGGGCCCGACGGGACCAUGCUCACCGUUAACAGUUGCGGCAGCUGUAUCUGCUUCCACCCCGAGAAGACCGAGAUCUUUAUGGUGGGAACGGAAGACGGCAUGAUCCAUACUUGCUCCUUGAAGUACAAUCGUAACUACGUGCGCUCUGUCCAGGCCCACCACAUGCCGGUGUACAGGAUCAACUACAACUACUAUAACAACAGUAUUUACGCGUCUUGCUCCGGCGACUGGAGGGUAAAGAUAUGGGAAGAUGGACGAGACGAGCCUCUGUUCAUGUUCGAGCUGGGCGCCGCGGUGGGCGACGUGAAGUGGGCGCCCUACUCCAGCACCGUCUUCGCGGCCUGCACUGCCGAGGGAAAAGUGUACGUGUUCGACUUGAAUGUAAACAAAUACCGGCCGAUUUGCAUUCAGGCCGUGGUCUCCAAGAAGACAAAAAAGUUGACGCGGCUGGACUUCAAUUCGCGGCUGCCUGUCAUUGUCUGCGGUGACACUAAGGGAUCCGCUCACGUAUUAAAACUGUCACCGAAUUUGCGAGUCAUGUGCAAGCCGCCAAAGAAAGCAGUUGGUGUUGAUCAAAGAACGCUCCAGAUAAUGAAGUUGGAUAAACUGUUGACUUUAGUUCGCGAUCCGCCUUACAAAGUGGGAGUCGUGGAUGAAAAAUUUGAAGACGACUAAAGAUUUACUUACUCUCCUUUUUAUAAUUUACGAUAUUAUUAAUUAUAAAACUAUUUAUAUUUCAAAUAAAACUUCAAACAUA